CAUUGCGUGGGUGCGCAUUAGCCGAGGCCUUAGCUAGCAGCAUUCCAUUAAUCACAUAUCUGCAGAGACUAGGGAGCACGAGGACAAGGCGGAGAGUGGGAGAGGAAGAGAGUGUGUGUGUGGUGAUCGGAGUGAAACGACAGCCAAGGAAAUAAGGAGGAGGCUGAAACGCUGCUCCGAUGCGAGGGUCCUCCUCAGUCGCGUCUUCGCCCAGCCCCGCCCAAACGGACGUGAAUAGCAUGACGAGGUCCCAGAGAAUCAACCCGGAUUCCCUCGCUGAUGGCGGCGGCAGCGGCGCGAGCAGGAACCCAGCGGCGCCGGCGCCGGCCCCCAAACCGAGCAAGGAGGAGCGCGCCCCGGACGUCGUCGUCGACACCUCACGCCUCGCGCCCUACUUCCCCCGCACCUCGCUGGAGAAUCGUCCGGCGUCCUCAUCCGCUACCCUCCUGAGCCACCAUCGCUACAACGUCGCCAUGGACACGUCCCACUCCCAUGGACCCAACCUCGGCAGUGACGGUGGCAGCGGCAUCGCCUUGUCGGACUGUCCCUUGCCGCUCCAGUGGUGGGGCCACGGGAAGCGCUCGCGCAGCCGUCACCAGGCGCCGGUGCCCGAACCCGAGCUGACGCGCGCCGAGGUGCGCCGUCGGAAAUCCCUCAAGUACAGGAGCCGCAAGGCGGCGAAGGCGCAGGCGCGAGCGGCGAUGGCGCCGCCGCGCGCCCGCGGUCCCAACCUCAGAGCAUCCCCAUCGCCUCCUCCUCGCGCCGGCACCCUCUGGCUCCACGGGUACCCGGGAAUCAACUCGGAUUCCCUCCCUCUCGCUGAUGACGGCAGUGGCAGCGUGAUCCUUAGGCCAGUGGCACCGAUGGCGGGCCCCACACAAAGCAAGGUCGAGCGCACCCCGCUCGUAGUCGCUGACACCUCAUGCCUUGUGCCGUACUUUCCCCGCACCUCGCUGGAGCACCACAUGAUAUGUGGGCGCAUGACAUCCUCAUCCGUUGCCGUCACGAGCCACCAUCCCUACAAUAUCAACAUGCACACAUAUCAGGGACCCAAUGUUGGUUAUGGCGGCGCCAGCGACAUUGCCCGCACCUCACUUGAGCAGCACAUAUUGUGGGGUCAUGCUCCGCACCCGCCUCAACCGGCGUACUCACCAAUUGCGCCCAUGAGCCACCAUCUCUUGAACAACGCCAUGCACACCUCCCCAGGAUCCAACUUCAGUGGCGGUGGCGGCAACGACAUCGCCUCACCGAAUGCCCAUGUGCCGCUUCGGUGGGGCCAAAGGAAGCGCCCGCGUAGCCACCACGCGGCGCCUGGACCCACUCCCGCGCCUAAACCGGAGUUGACCCCCGCCAAGGCGCAGACGCAGGCGGUGAAGCCGAUGGUGUCGUCAGGCGCUCGCGAGCCCAACCUCAUCACCAACAUGUCGCUCCCUCCUCGCGCUCUCACCCUCUCUCUCCGCAGCUCCGCGGAGGAGCUUCACAACACCGUUGGCGAGCAACAGCCAACAUUGAAGGAGAAGAAGGUGAUGCCGCCGCCGAGCGCCCUUGGUCCCAUCCUCUCGACCAUCUCUCCUCAUGCUGCCACCCUCUCGCUCCACAGUUCUUCGGAGGAACCUCACACCGCCGCCAGCAAGAAGCAGCCAGGGGCGAAGGAGGAGAAGCAGCAGCCAGCCCCCAAAGGGAAGCCUAAGAAGCAGCCGCAGCCGCAGCGUCAGGAGUUGAUCAAGGCGACAAAGGAGCAGAAAGGGAAGGCGCCCAUGGUAGAGGUGCCUCCGACCGUCGAGGAGGAGGAGGAGAAGGCGGCCAUGGCGAGGCCGGUGGUGCCGCGGGUCGUUACACAGCUGACGCACGAGGAGAAAGAGGAGGACUGGCUGGCCAUGACGGGCACCAAGCUGCCGCAGUUCCCCCACAGGCGCCCCGAGAUAGUCCAAAAGCAAGUCAACAACAUCUGCCCGGGGGAGUGGCUUUGGCAGGCCAACAGGAACAGGUACAAAGUCAAGGAGAAGAAGUCCGAGAAGCGCGUGGGCGGCCUGAAGGGCAUGGCGACGGAUGACGAGGACUCCAACUCUGACUGAGCUCAAAGAGGAGCUCGGGCGUGACUCCAACAAUGGCGCAACAACGGGAGAAAGGAUAUUUUGGAGUUAUUGGUGAGGAGAAGCGUCGGGAAAAGCGGUAGCAAGAGAAAGAGAGGUUGAAGAUAGUUAGUGAUCAUGGAUGGGCAUUCCAUGAGUUUGAGUCAAAUAAAAAUCCGGAAAAUAAUUUAUGAGGUUGAUGUUGUGCUACCCAAUAAUGGUUUAGGAAUGUUGCAUCUCUGCUACCAAUUGCCACCAUGCAUCUCAAGUUUCUGUUUUGC
This is a messenger RNA of Triticum aestivum (bread wheat), 2353 nucleotides long. RefSeq lists its product as uncharacterized. Lineage: Eukaryota; Viridiplantae; Streptophyta; Magnoliopsida; Poales; Poaceae. Bases 180 to 2075 code for a protein of 631 amino acids. The record is from RefSeq and is a predicted model, not a curated record. The transcript has 7 exons.